AUGUCUGAGAAGCCUCAGGUCAAGAGGCGCAAAGGCACCAAGCAUGACCGCACCGGCUGCUUGACCUGCCGCGCGAGACGCAAGAAGUGUGUCGAGAACACGCUCCCGAGAUGCGGCAGCUGUGUGCGCCUGAACCUCGAGUGCGUACCGCUUUUGCCCAUGGCAAUGGAGUCGCAGACGCUCUUUGACUCGGUCGUUGCCCUCGCCUCGGGCAACCUGUCCAACUUCGACCCCACGUACCAGGUCGCGGCGAUGGAGGCUCGCUCCCAGGCCCUGAGAGGUCUCAGUGUGGACAUAGCGAAGCCUUUCGUGGCCAUCCACAACUACGAGACUGCCCUGGCUUCCUGCCUGCUUCUCUCCGCUUCCGAGGCCAUCUUGGGCCUCCGCACAGGCUGGUCGGAACACCUCAUGGGCGCGCAGUCCGUCAUCCUGUCGGCGCGCCUGCGUGACCAAGGGCAAGAUCUCCACGGCCCAGAGGCCUUCCGGGGCAGUACCGAGGGCGAGUGGCUGCUGCGCAACUUCGCCUACCACGAUAUACUGGGUAGCGUUACUUCCGGGAGAUCGGCACUGAUACCUGGGGAUUAUCUAGAGGGCCUGAGCGAUACCGUUGACUCUUACCUUGGAGUUCAUUCCCAGCUGCUGGUCUACAUAUCUCAGAUAAGCGCCUUGGAUGCUACUGGGGACAAGCCGACACUGGAUGUGUCACGGUCUGAGAGGGAGGAGACUGCUGAGCGAACGAGGACAUGUUUUCAAAUUGAGCAGAAUCUUCGCUCUUGGCAUCCAAAAUCGUCGGAUGCCGUCCUAGAAGCCACAGCAUAUGCCUACAAGAGCGCGGCGCUCAUUUACCUGUACCAGCGGAUGCGGCAGACUUACCCGUCCUGUUCUGAACAGCAGGAACUGUCAAUUGACGGCAGCUCAGAUAAGAAAGUCUCUGACGAGGUCUGCCUGGUCUUGGACAACAUUGCCAAGAUCCCUGAAGACGCACAUCCUGAUGGAGUUCUUCUGUUUCCCCUUUUUAUGGCCGGCGGAGAAGCUACUGAGUCCACAGACAUGGAAAUUAUUCGCUCGAGAUUGCGAUCCAUCGACAAGAUACGUGGAUUCCGUAAUGUUCUGCGCGCAUGCGAGGUUCUUGAAGAAGUUUGGCGAACUCGAACCGCCCGCACGAAGGGCAACAGCGUGGAUUGGGAGGACAUUCUUCGCAACCAAGGCGGAGGUCUCUUGCUCACAUGA
Molecule: messenger RNA, 1230 nt
Organism: Diaporthe amygdali
Lineage: Eukaryota; Fungi; Ascomycota; Sordariomycetes; Diaporthales; Diaporthaceae
Exons: 2
Coding region: 1-1230 (409 amino acids)
Biological process (GO): regulation of DNA-templated transcription
Molecular function (GO): zinc ion binding; DNA-binding transcription factor activity, RNA polymerase II-specific
Source: RefSeq, a predicted model, not a curated record